AUGGAAGGCUCAACAUGCACUUCCGACAGUGAUGUUGCAAAUACUUCACGAGAAUCAGAAAAUGUGAUUGAAAUGCGUAACGUAACAACACCAGGCUCGGGUAGCAACAGUUCAUCAUUUGUAAACGAAGCUCCAAGUCCGUUGGGACAUCUUGACCCUCAUAGAUUGAGGGACAUGGUGAUCGAUAAGCAAGCAGCAUGCCAGACACAGAUCGAAUCUCCCUAUAAGCAACCUUAUUGGACGCCUUCGCCUGCUGAUCCCUCUCACUCACCAUCGUCAAACAUUCGUUCAGCACCUACUAAUUCAAAUUCUCCAGUAACCCCAAUUAUGCAACCACCUAGAUUACCAGGUGCAAUGCGAGAUUCUGCUUUAUUAUCUCCGAGUGCUACACGAACCUCCGUGCAACAGCAGCCAGUGGGAAUGUGUUUACCAGUGCGUAGCCCAAUGGGAAGUCCAAACGGUAUGCAUCCAUCGCCCGCGCCAUUUAUGAGUCGUCCGUCCUCAAAUGCUUCCCCUUCUCUGUAUAUGCAACCCUCACAAACUCCUGUUCAUUAUCAAGCAAACUUGCAAAGUCCAGCAGGUAUGGUACCAUCGAGUCAUGUUCCACCUUCAUCUCCUUGUGCUCCAUAUCUUUCAAGAAUCCCAACAGUCGGUCCACAGCAACAACAAUAUUCAUGCCAUGCACAAAUGCAACAGCCUCAGUGGACAGGUCAACAGGCUCAACAGCAUUUUGGUUCUGGGGCAAUGCACCGUAUUAUGGUACAACGAGUUCCUUACUCAGGAUACCCACCGAAUAUGUCACAAAUGCAGUCACAAAAUAAUCAGCAUCCUUCAUCUUCCAAUAUUUUUCCAGCUGGUGCUUCGGGAGCACCAGUUACGCCAGCAUCACGAGGAACCAUGUAUCCAGCACCGUCGAUAGUCACUUCUCAACAGUCUUCUGGAUCACAAUCUGCUCAGUACCCAGCACAGUCUUGCUAUCAGUCUAAAGCGCAGCAACAACCAAAAUAUCCUAUUCAAUCUUCAGUCUACCGUCAACAGCAACCACAGUCGGCGUCGGUGAGAACCUACCUUGGCAACCAACCACCAUCGCUGUCUGCCUCGCCCACUUAUCAGUGUUAG
Messenger RNA from Brugia pahangi, 1119 nucleotides. NCBI's taxonomy places the organism in Eukaryota, Metazoa, Nematoda, Chromadorea, Rhabditida, Onchocercidae. The record is from the annotation of a GenBank genome assembly.